Molecule: messenger RNA, 1197 nt
Organism: Dissoconium aciculare CBS 342.82
Lineage: Eukaryota; Fungi; Ascomycota; Dothideomycetes; Mycosphaerellales; Dissoconiaceae
Exons: 1
Coding region: 1-1197 (398 amino acids)
Source: RefSeq, a predicted model, not a curated record
AUGCCCGUCACGAUCCAAAUCGCAACCCACAAAGCCCGACCCUGGAGCGGGAUGAAAGCGACAUCCGCGACCGAGCUGCUGAGGUCCUCGUGUCGAGACGAAUGCGAAAAGAGCGCGGGCAUCAUCCAAAGCUCCUUCUCGCCCGAGCUCCUACGCGAUCAACACAUCGAUCCCUCGGAGAACGGGCUCGUGCACUCGUGCUGGCGGGCCUACAGCAACCACCACCACCUCGCGCUGCGGCCGGAGGAUCUCUGGUUCGCGGUGCUGUCGCAGACGGGGUUCUACAUCAACGCGCACGCGGAGGAACUACGGCAUCUCUUCGUGGCGCACGAAGGGCAGAAGGAACUGGAGGUCGUCGAGGUCGGGAAUCUGCAUUCGGUGGAUUUCGGCGCCCUGGCGGAGCGGAUGACGAGGGAGAUCCAGAAGAAUGUCCUCGAUCCGGAACUACGGACUUGGGUGAUGCCGGACUUCACCACGACGCGGGACUCCGAUCGCGUGGUGGCGAGUGUGCUUAUGAUGGGCGCGUUGCAGGAGUAUUUCAGUUAUAAGAUGACGCUGUGCUGUGGCAUUCCCUCCGUGACGCUAUUGGGAGAGAGGGAGGAUUGGGUGAAGAUUCAAGGGAGGAUUUCGAUGUUGGAGAAACUUGGGAGUGAGGCGGUGGGGUUUGCGACGCUUCUGAGGCCGGUGUUACGCUACUUCAUCGAGACAUUUGAUCAUCCCGAUUCGCCUGCCGUCAAGGAUUUCUGGUCUCGAAUUGUGCAUUGGCAAGGUGGAGGAAGCGGACCGAGUUACCUUUCGGGCUGGAUCACAGCCUUUUGCGCCUGGGACGCCAAAGGUCAACCUCUCUUCCCGCUUGAGGAAAUUUCGCUUCGACAGUCACAGUCACAAGAUCAAGACGACCAAGUCUGCGAACUCGACGGCGUCUAUUACAACCGUGUGGACACAUCUGAUAUACCCAACGGAUAUGCCGGCGUGCCAGUGUUGAUCGACGACAAUGGCGUGGAGAUCAAGUCUCGCAUGGUGGCCGGUUCGGUGGGCAUUCUAGCUACGAGCAGCGGACGACCACUUGAUCGUCCAGCAUGGAAUUCUACCGUGGACGAGGAGACCGGCUUGGAUUCCCUGCAGCCGGUCUCGGGAUGGUGGAUGUUCAAGGUCACGGACGAUGCUGAGGGUGAGACGCCGUUCGAUACGGCUUGA